Diaporthe batatas is the source of this 1984-nucleotide messenger RNA. RefSeq lists its product as uncharacterized. Lineage: Eukaryota; Fungi; Ascomycota; Sordariomycetes; Diaporthales; Diaporthaceae. The transcript has 4 exons. Gene Ontology annotation, molecular function: FAD binding. Gene Ontology annotation, biological process: secondary metabolite biosynthetic process. The coding region runs from base 373 to 1812 and encodes 479 amino acids. The record is from RefSeq and is a predicted model, not a curated record.
CUUACAGAUAGAGGCGUUUCAAUUACCAGUGGCCAUCUCUGCUAUCACACAAUGACAUGAUAUUACGUGGAAAGCACCCACGUAUAUGAGUGUCGCAGACAACCUGCGAUGGUUUCUAUUCCCCGGAUGGGCUAGGCUAGGAUUCACUGUCACACCAAUAUCUGUGGAACAUUCAAGCACGAGAACUGGUCUAAAUGUCCGAUGUCUCGGCCGUCCUCCAAGCUUGAACGAGUCUUGAUCAACCACCUGGGCAGACCGGAUGUUCUCAGUCUCCUAAAUCUUCACCCACAUUCUCUUUUUUACGAUAUUCUCUUUGUUGCGCCUUGAUUAUCCAGCAACCAGCUUGGAAGGAUCCCUUAUUGCGCCGCCAUCAUGCCCACCGAGCAAGUGAUUAACGACAGCCCGGAAGGGAACCUGGAGAUCGGUAUCGUGGGAGGUGGUAUAGUUGGCUUAAUACUCGCGCUGGGCUUGACCCGACGGAAAACAGCCGUUCGUGUGUACGAGCAAGCGGCUGGAUUCCGUGAAAUUGGUGCAGGCAUUGCCUUCUCCGCGUGCGCGCGUCACUGCAUGGAUCUUGUAAACCCCGCAAUCUUACAGGCUCUCGGACGCUGCGGUGCAGUUCCAGUUUCUGACGCGGACGACGAGGAUGAUUACCUGCGGUGGAUCGACGGCUUCAACCACCACCGCUCCGAGGAUCCUGCCUACCAGCGACCGCUGGCCCAGAUUGGGGGCGCUGGCUUCCGAGGGUUUCGACGUGACCAAUUCCUUGAAGAGCUGGUUAAGGAGGUGCCCCCCGGCGUGAUCGAGCUUGGCAAGCGUCUAAAGAAGAUCGAUGAGAAUCCAGAUAAUGGGAGAGUUGUGCUCACAUUUUGUGAUGGGACAAGUGAUGAACUUGAUGCCGUCAUUGGCUGCGAUGGGAUAAAAUCGACCACCCGAAAGCACAUGCUCGGCCCGAAAAACCCGGCCUCAUACGCACAGUACACCCAUAAAGUAGCAUACCGCGGUCUUGUCCCGAUGGACCGCGCAACGGCCGUGCUGGGCGCCUGGAAAGCCAACAACUUCCACCACCACGUUGGGCCCGGAGCACACCUCACACACUACCCCGUCGCAAACAACACAGCCCUCAACGUCGUAGUCUUCCUCUCGGACGACGAGCCCUGGCCCUCCUCGGACGACAACAGCAUGGUCUCCGAGGGCACGCGGGACGAGGUCCAGGCCGCGCUGAAGGACUGGCACCCGACAGUCCUGGGCCUUGUAGGGCUACUUCCCGAGAAGCUGAUCAAGUGGGCGUUGUUUGAUCUUGGCGACUUCCCUGUGCCGCGAUAUAAUGAUGGUACCGUUUGUCUUGCGGGCGAUGCGGCGCAUGCGUCAAGUCCUCACCAUGGCGCGAGUGCCUGUCUGGGGGUCGAGGAUGCACUCUGUUUAACUACACUCCUGAAUCGAGUCGUCGAGACGGCCAACGCAAAAGGUUCCGCUGGCGAGCGCUCUGAGCUACGCGCCGCCCUGGAGACCGCCUUCGAAACUUUUGACAAUCUCCGUCGAAAGCGUACGCAGUGGCUCGUAAAUAGCAGCCGCCGUGUCUGUGAUCUGUACCAUCAAGCUGAGUGGGCAGAUCCGAAAAGGUGGGCUAAGGCGGACACGUGUUUUGAGGAACUUAGGGAUCGCUCGUAUAAGAUCUGGAACUUUGAUGCCGACAAUAUGGUCCGACAGAGUGUGGCAGAGUAUGACCUCCGGCUUGGUAAGGCGAAUGGCUCCAACGGUCUCAACGGUAUUUCGGGGGUGGUCGAUGAGAAGGGUGGCUACGUCUUGUAGUUUUGAUUGAUCAUUUUUUGAGAUCUACACAUGAAAACUCUCGGCCGUGCUUUAAUGCGUGUCUAUACGAUCUGGUCUGAAGGCAUGUCACGAAUCAGGAUAGGCUUGCUUGGGCCAUAUGUUGCUGCUCGUGUAUGUAACGUUAUUCAUGCAGGCCCAGGGCAAAUUAAUC